AGAGAUUCAAGUCCAAUGUUACUCAAGUUUGCAUAUUGACAAGGUAUAAAAAUAGUUAUCUAGAGAAGUGUAUAUCAGCAGAUUUUACGUAGAUUAUAUAUCUGAAAAAUUAUACUCUGCGGUUAAUAUGCGACGAAUUUGUUAUUUGUAAAUGUAGUACGUUCAGUAAAUUUGAUGGGUAAUAAAUGCGAUAUUUAUUGUAUUUCAUCUCGUAAACUUUUACAUGAUAUGGACGUGUGAUGAUAUAAAAAACUGCAAAAAUGUAUUCUGUGUUAGGAAAAUGUUUUUGCAGAAAAGAUGCAGUAAGAGCUUUGAGUACGGGUGAAAUAUCCACUGCAUUACGACCUUUUUAUUUUACUGUCCACCCUGAUCUUUUUGGGCAAUAUCCCACGCAAAGAACAGUAAAUGAAAAUUCCUUAAAACAAUUAAGUUCUAUUAUAGAAAAUUUACAACAACAAAGACCGAUAAGGCCUACCACUUUACCAUUUUAUUUACGCUCAAAAAAUGAAAAGGAACUCAGGGCUGGAAAAUUUACUUUAGUACAGAUUCAAUUGAAAGAAAAGGAUCUAAGACAAACUAUACUCUCUAUUCUGAAAACGUGUGAUUUACCAACAACAUUUGUAGAUCAAAUAGAAGAACAAAAACCACCAGAUAGUACAAAUUAUAAGUCAAAAUAUUGGCAAAGAAGAGGAGCUGGAGAGGAUAUAGAUUUCUCAGAAUUAGAAGAUGAUCCUAUUUAUGCUUCUAUUCUAAUGAAAAGAAAAAUUAAUUCAGAACCUGAUACUUUUAAGGCAUAUUUAGAUAAACAUAUUAAUGAAGUACAUGUGAAGUUAGAAGCAUGUAGACCAAUGAGAGAAGAAGUACAAAAGUUAGAAAAGAUAUUAUGCUCUGAAUUAGGUUUGAAAAACAUUAUAUGGGAUUGUGGAUGGAACAUAACUCAUUAUAGAGGAUGUCUCUUAGCUUUUAAGGCAUUAGCUGAACAUCAUCCUGAACCAAUGGAAGUACUCAAAAAUAGAACACUUGUUUUCGCCAAUGAUACAGGCAUUAGUUUAGAAGGAAAUGUUAUGUUAAAUUCAGGUGAAGUGAGGCACAAUUGGCUUGAUUUAAUUAAAAAUAUUCAGAAGUAUGAUCUGGUAUUAUUUAGAUUACCAGCUUUUGAAAAGGCAGUUUCACAAGUGCUUCUUGACAUUAAAGUUGGUCGACGGGUACUCUAUAUGUGCAGGAAAUUCAUGCCAAAAGUAAUGGCUAGCCAGUAUGAACGACAACUUCGACAACUUACAACAACCCUCUCGGAUUAUCGAGGACGACGAAAUUACCCAAAAGUAUGGCCGGCUGAUCUGUCUACUUAUGAAAUUGUAAUUGAAGCUGAAGCAGGACCUUUAAUGCUCUCUCCUACAGGACAGUUUAUAGUUCCAUCUUCAUGUCCAAGUUUUCUUUUAGUAAAUUUUAUUACUGAUAAUUUAGAAGAAGCUACUAAGAGAUUACAUCACUAUAAUAACAUAAAGUAUGUAGAACGUGAACUUUAUGAUAAAACUGUCCAGGAAUUGGGAUUAUCUGUAUUAAAUAAGGAUGAUAGUAUAACUCCUGAUUUGAUGAUACAAUGCUGUGAACGUUUAUUAUUGCAUAAAAACAUUUUAGCACCUUUAUUGAAAGGGGUUAUGCUUUGGGUGACACAUUAUUAUUCUGUUAUGAGUGAUGGUGUAUUAUGUAUACCAUGGGAUUGGAAACUUUGAGAGAGUUCGAAUAUAAUGUAUUUUGUAUUAUC
This is a messenger RNA of Frieseomelitta varia, 1765 nucleotides long. RefSeq names its product T-cell activation inhibitor, mitochondrial. Gene Ontology annotation, cellular component: mitochondrion. The transcript has 8 exons. Lineage: Eukaryota; Metazoa; Arthropoda; Insecta; Hymenoptera; Apidae. The record is from RefSeq and is a predicted model, not a curated record. The coding region runs from base 261 to 1733 and encodes 490 amino acids.